Messenger RNA from Aspergillus oryzae RIB40, 909 nucleotides. RefSeq lists its product as uncharacterized. The transcript has a single exon. The record is from RefSeq and is a predicted model, not a curated record. Bases 1 to 909 code for a protein of 302 amino acids. Lineage: Eukaryota; Fungi; Ascomycota; Eurotiomycetes; Eurotiales; Aspergillaceae.
AUGAUAUUCGUCGACCCUGUUAUUGUUCUACUAGAGAGAGGUUUGCAUGAUCUGGACCGUCGAGGCUUCAAUCUCGUCCGAUGGGCUACCGGCCGCGUUUCCAGAUACUAUACCUUACAUGGCCGAUGGACUGAAGAUCAGUUUGAAUGGCAGGAGUGCAGGCUUCCAGAUGAGGGGAUUAUCGAAGAGUAUCAAAGUGGAUCUGUGGCCUGUGGCAACGGCUUUAUUAGCCUCUGCAACAUCCGAUCGAGGGGAGAGUGGGCAGCCCACAAGGCUCAUCUUCAAGAGAAAUAUGACAAGGCUGCUCGCCAUGCAGCAGAUGACUUCCACAGAAGGAGACAUUGCAGAGUCUAUAAACCUUCUUUGCUGAGCCAGUCGAUAAGCCAGAGAGAUGUGGAGUGUACUGCAGGUGAGACAGUUGCUUUCUAUCAGAAGGGUUUCAUGCUGAUUUAUGACCUUACAGAAGACCAUAUAGAGACGCUCAGCGAUAGCUCAAGCCGUGAGCAAGAGUACAGCGGGAUUUACAUUAACUCUCGAGAGAGCAUUGAGGGAUACUGCGACGAAUGUGUGGAGAUGGUUGCCAACGACCGUAGGGAAGGAAGACAACAAAGAAGACCCCGGUGUUUCGGAAUCCAUUCCGCAGCCGAUCGUACUACACAGAUGUACGAAAACUGGCAGGCUAUUAUCACAUCCCAGCAUGGAACGGAAUCAACCGACACCUGGGAAGCCCUUAGCAGGACGCCAAACGGCGGUCGAAAAGUCGCCUCUAGGAAGAAGAGCCGCCUUGGUCGCUGGAAGCAUAAUUUAAAUGCCUGGGAAGUGACAUUGAAGAGAAUGAUGGUCCAACGCGGUCGGUCGAUAUGUACAAACGCUCAGAAGGUGUUUCGGAAAAGGGGUUUCUCGCGUUAA